Molecule: messenger RNA, 1215 nt
Organism: Penicillium soppii
Lineage: Eukaryota; Fungi; Ascomycota; Eurotiomycetes; Eurotiales; Aspergillaceae
Exons: 3
Coding region: 1-1215 (404 amino acids)
Source: RefSeq, a predicted model, not a curated record
AUGCCAAAAUAUUCCCAGGAAGCAGCGGCCAUUGGGCUCAAAGCUCACACUGGUGCUCCAGCUAAUUUCCUGGGGGAAGUUCCAGUGCCAGAGCCUACGCCACCAGAGACGCUUGUACCAGACGAACCAGAUCCGGAACCGCUAACACCAGCGGAGCCAUUGCCAGAAACAUCAGUCCCAGAAGAACCCGAGUCGGAAGAACCGGAAGCAGGGGAGCUGGACUCGGGAGAUGCGGCGCCAGAAGAACUCGCGCCGAGAGAGCCGGUUCCAGAAGCACCACCAGAAGCACCGCCAGAGGCACCACCGGAGACACCAGCGCCGAGAGAUUCAGAUCCAGAGGCACCACCAGAAGCGCUACCAGAACCACCAAGACCAGCGCUUCCUGAAGUGCUUGCACCAAGGGAACCAGUUCCUGAGGCACCACCAGAAGUGCUACCAGAAGCACCGAGUUCAGCACCACCAGUAGCACCGGCGCCGACAGAGCCAGUUCCAGAAGCACCACCGGAGAGACUGCCAGAUCCACCGAGACCAGCACCACCGGUAGCACCGGCACCGACAGCUCCAGUUCCAGAAGCACCACCGGAGAGACUGCCAGAGCCACCGAGCCCAGCGGAGCCGGAGCCACCACCAGAGGCACUGCCAGAUCCACUGAGACCAGCACUUCCAGAGCCGCCAAUACCAGCGGAGCCUGAAUCAUCAGCGCCAAGGGAUCCAGUACCAGAAGCACCACCAGAGGCGCUGCCGGAGCCACUAAGGCCUGCGGAGCCAGAUCCGCCGAGCUCGGCGCUACCAGAGUCACCUAGACCCGCACCGCCAGAUGAGCUUGCGCCAAGAGACCCAGUUCCAGAGACCACCGCUAGCAGAGCCGCUACCACUGCCCUCGCCGCUGAGAGCGGAAUCGAGCCAAAGGCAGGGUUCGCGAGUCUCGAGGGUUUUGUUAAAGGGGGCUGCGAGAGCAGUACCCGCAAGGAAAAGGAUCGCAGUAUUCUUCAUGUUGCCGGAACGAUGAAGAAGGAAAAGAAAGAUAGAGUGCUGAUGAUUGACUCUGGAGGAAAGAAAGAAAAAGAAGAGCGAAUGGAAAUCAAGCUGAUCCAGUCAACUGAAGCAAAAGAAGGAAGUGAGGUGAUGAUGAGAACUGAUAGGUGUUGGAAGAUGCCCGUUCUUAUAGCCCUCUCGAGGUAUGGAUCGGGCCGAGAAAUGAUCAUAUUCUGGUGA